CCAGGAGGAUGCACAAAUGCAAGAGGCACGGUGGAGCUUUCCUAAAUGCACAUAGGUCUCCAGGAUGGAUUGUUUUGUACAUGUGGUCUGUUUGGCCAGUGGAUGACAGGCCUGCCCUCCCUCACUUGUCCACGCAGUCCCGAGAGAGAGAAGCAGGACUGGAGUAGGACUAUCAUACUGCACCGACGCUUCUACCAAGCAUUUCAACUAUGCGAGUUGGUGUGUUUAGGUGAACUAUUUGGUGAGACAUGUGAAUCCUGCUAUGGAGGACCCGUUCAGUCAAAAUGACUGCGAGCACUGAAAAUGUCACGAACUUGUGGAAAAAUGAGUCCACGGAACUGGACGGGACUCCUCCGGCCAACUUCACCGACAGCUCGGGUGGGAACCGCACGGAGCCGGGCGAAGUGGCCCUCAGCCGGGCCAUCCCGCUCGGCUUGGUACUUGGGGCUUUCAUCGUGUUCGCCAUCGCGGGCAACAUCCUCGUCAUCCUCUCUGUGGUGUGCAACAGGCACCUGCGCACGCCGACCAACUACUUCAUCAUCAACUUGGCCAUCGCAGACCUGCUGCUGGGCACCACGGUGCUGCCGGUGUCGGCCACCCAGGAGAUCCUCGACUACUGGGUGUUCGGGAGGAUUUUUUGUGACAUCUGGGCGGCGGUGGACGUGCUGUGCUGCACCGCAUCCAUCAUGAGCCUGUGCGUCAUCUCCAUCGACCGCUACAUCGGCGUGAGUCACCCGCUGCAGUACCCGGGCAUCGUGACGGAGAAGCGGGCUCUGCUGGCCAUGCUCGGGGUGUGGGUGCUGUCCGUGGUCAUCUCCAUCGGACCGCUGCUAGGGUGGAAGCAGCCGCCGUCGCCGGACGACACGGUGUGCCUCAUCACCGAGGAGCCCUUUUACGCGCUCUUCUCCUCCCUCGGCUCCUUCUACAUUCCUCUCGUCGUCAUUCUCUCCAUGUACUGCCGGGUGUACAUCGUGGCCAAACGGACCACCAAGAACCUGGAGGCUGGUGUGAUGCGUGAGAGGAUGAAUUCCAGCGAGCUGACCCUAAGGAUCCACAAGGGCUGCCAGGUGCACGACGAGCCCGCCACUUGCGGCACAGGCAAGGGCCGCGGGCACCAAUCCAGAAGCUCCCUCACGGUCAAACUGCUCAAGUUCUCCCGGGAGAAGAAGGCAGCGAAAACUUUGGGAGUUGUGGUGGGCAUGUUUACACUUUGUUGGCUUCCCUUCUUCCUCGCCCUGCCCAUAGGCUCUUUCAAUGUGAACCUGCGCCCGCCUGAACCCCUCUUCAAGGUGAUCUUCUGGCUGGGCUACUUCAACAGCUGCCUGAAUCCCAUCAUCUACCCUUGCUACAACCGCGAGUUCAAGCACGCCUUCAUUCGCAUCCUGCGGUGCCAGUGCCACCAGCGUAAACGCCCCGGCUGGAGGGCAUACAAUUACCGUUCCUCUACAUUCAGCUCCUCUGGACACUCGCGCAAAGGCUCCAAUGACCAUACCCCUGGGGGCUGCUUGAACGGCAGUCAGCGUACUCUGCCGUCUUCGGCCAGUCCGAGUCCUAGCUACCUGAGCACGGGUCUUCCACCAUGCCCUGAGGGCGAGGCGUUGUACACCUGGACCCCAACUGCCUCUACACCAAACAUUCUGCCCGGCAGCCCCACAGACUGCCACAGGGGAUGCCUGAUCGCAGAUGUUAAAGGGGGGAAAGCAGGGCAGGAGAUGACUGACGGAGUUUUUUCUUUCUCCUUUGGGAAGGAAAAAGACAAGGUAGAGGUUGAACAAACCUUUACAGAACCACCUUACAAUGUGUGAGCGCAUCAGCUGCAGAUGAUGAGUAUUUAUGAAGCAUAAAGCGUCAGUGGUUUGUGUAGAUGUUAACUGCAUUUGGGAAGAUUGGCAUUAAGACAGUAAGUAAUGAGGCGGUUUGGUCAAGUUAGUAAAUACUUACAAUAAAAGAGCCAAGUCAUAUCUGUGACCUGACCCAUGUAAAAUGUGGAAAACGUAUUCAUUUCUGUUCCUGUUCAUUGUAAUGUUGUGAAAAUAAAAUACAACCUGGUUUGUUUAACUGUGUACACGUGUACUAAAACGUGGCCACAGCAGUGUGACCACUUGCGCCAUCAAAUGCGGCCAAUGCAUUAACUCUAUGCACUGUAACAUUGGGUAUGAUUCCAUGCAGUGCAAACUAGAAGCAGAAUAGUAUUCAAUAGUAUAAAAUACAAUUGUAUUAUUCUAUGCUUCUAUGCAAACACCUCAUUAGUCAAGUGGUCAUAAUGCCGUAUAUUGAAAACGGUACUUGUAAUAUUCUCAAGCAAGCCCACCUUGCCUACUAUAGAUUUAUUGACCUCUGCAUGAAUCACUACAUCGCUGUGGCCAUGUAGAACAACGCAGACACAAGGGAUGACAAUCCUGACAUGGCUGAUGAAGUCAACAAAGGCUUUUUGGGAAAAGAGUAUGCAAUGUUUUGUUUUUUUUUUAAGGUAGGAGCUAUGUGUUUGCUUCUGUCACAUCCAUUUCAGAUCAGAUUAACAGUGCGAUACUCAGCUUGUUCUUCCGCUGAAGUCCCGCAAGAGAAGAAUGCAAGGUCCACCCUUAUCCAAACAAAGCAUGCUGAUUGGGCAAAAAAUUCAUAUUGAAUGAUGGCCUUUCGAACUAAAGGAGGUAGAUUUGCAUGUUGACUCCCAGGCUUUUUAGAGAACAGACCUCUGUGUGUGUGUGUGUGUGUGUGUGUGUGUGUGUGUGUGUGUGUGUGUGCUUGCGUGUUUGGAAAAACAUUUGAAUAAUUGCUUCACUUCCAAAAAAAAAAGUUUACAUUUCACACAGGCAAUAAAUCAUAUAUGCUUUUUUAUUAUAAAAAUAAAUUGCUUGUGGAUGAUAAAAAAAUAAUAUGAAAAUAUUGGCACAUGAUAUGUGAUAAGACUCUGCAUCAGAGGUAAUUUUUGAAGUAUCAUACAAGUUGUACAUCAGAUCAGUCUAUUUAUAAACCUCAUGUGAUCCAAUCUCAUUGGUGACAAUCUUCAAUGAAGUGCUUUGGCUUUACAAAUAGACUCCUCAGUCUCAAGUCACAAUAUUAAGAACACCUGCGCAAUCUGCGAUCCAACACGAGAGGUAUGUCAAACAUUGUCUUUACAAUUACUACAAAGUAUAAUGUUCACUUUCUUAACAUUGUGAGGUGUUAACAAACAAUAUGUUUACUAAUGCCAGCAUUUCUCUGGGCACUGAAGUUUCUCCCCGCAGUCCAAAAACAUCCACGUUAGGUUAACUGGAGACUCCACAUUGUCCAUAGUGUGUACGUGAGAGUAAAUGGUGAUCAGAAAUAACUGGCCGACCGCGGUCUGAGUGCCGGUAACACUUUACAAUAAAAGGUACACAAAAUUACAGUACGUAGUUAAUGAGGAACAAACCUACCUAACCCUAAACACGACUCAUUAGUUACUCAUUAGUUCCUCAGUAACUACUCUAAAUUUAUGUGCCUUAGUCAUUAGUUGUUCAUUAGUUCCUCAGUAACUACUGUAUUUUUGUGUACCUUCUUGUAAAGUGUGACCCUUAGUGCCUACCCAGACGCCAUCCUAAACGGACGUGGACCGAGAGCCAAGAAGUCAUUUAAGUAUUUUAAGUUUUGAGGGGGCUGCCGCAUUGUGUCUUUGGGAACAGUCACGUCUUCAGUAAAGGUAAAAGUAACCUUAGAUAGCCAUGAGUCCCUUUCAUUCGCAAUUUAUAUGCAUUUAGAAUAGUUGAAUGCAUCAAAAUGAUAAAGAUGUGUUGCGUGUUCAACACUUUUGGGAGUGACAUAUGCGGGUGGCACAGCUAACUCCCGGUUGCCAAUUUUGUUAGCUAGCUAGUAUAAUAAUAAGAUGCUAACAACGAAAGAUGUUUGCUUCCAAAAAAUACAUUAAGAUUAAAGUUGGACUCAUGCAGUGUAACAAUAAUACGACAAGAAGCGUGCCAUUUUGUACGCUAGCCGGCAAAAUUGUGGCGUAAGUUUUCGACAUUAACCAAAUUUUAUGUCCCGAUAACGAUAUGUAUAAAUAAAAAAAUUCUUAAAAUAUAUAUAUACACAUGAAAUGAAUGCCAAUUUCUCUAUUUUGUCCUUUUAUUU
This is a messenger RNA of Dunckerocampus dactyliophorus (ringed pipefish), 4089 nucleotides long. RefSeq names its product alpha-1A adrenergic receptor-like. Gene Ontology annotation, molecular function: alpha1-adrenergic receptor activity. The transcript has 2 exons. Gene Ontology annotation, biological process: cell-cell signaling; positive regulation of cytosolic calcium ion concentration; regulation of vasoconstriction. NCBI's taxonomy places the organism in Eukaryota, Metazoa, Chordata, Actinopteri, Syngnathiformes, Syngnathidae. Gene Ontology annotation, cellular component: membrane. The record is from RefSeq and is a predicted model, not a curated record. The coding region runs from base 285 to 1805 and encodes 506 amino acids.